CUAACGCACUGCAUUACAACACAGCACCCUGUUACAUGUGGGCAGAGUGGUGUCCACCGUUACACAGGAAAGAGGUUUUAAUAGACAUAUUUAUGAACCGAUCACCUAGUAAUUAAACCUGCUAGAUAUAACAAGAUGGAUGACAUUGAUGCCAUGUUCAGCGAUAUGCUGCAGGAGAUGGAUCUCCUGACACAGAGUUUGGGGGAAGAAUCAGAAACUUUGCCUAAACCUCCCUCCAUUCCUGUAACUCAGGAAAUGAACGUCUCCUUCGGUUUUGCAGAUUGUAAUGUCCUGUCCCUGAAUGAUCUGGAGGACAAUGAUUUAGAUGCCCUGAUGGCUGACCUGGUGGCAGAUAUAAGUGCUACAGAGGAAAAGUUUGCCACAGAAAAAGAAAACUCAAAGGAGCCUACUCAUUUUGCCCCACCACCCGUACAGCCUCAGAGUAACUUUUACCUCCCUACAUCCACUGAUGCACCCAGACCUGCAACUUCCUCCACCUCCAUUUCAGCUCCACCUCCACCACCACCCACUGCCAAACCAUCAAAAGAAGAUCUAGAGGAACAGAUCAAAGCAGAUAAAAUCAAACUCGCCUUGGAGAAGCUGAAGGAAGCCAAAGUGAAAAAGUUGGUUGUGAAGGUGGAGAUUACAGAUGGAGGCUCAAAAACUCUGAUGGUGGAUGAGAGACAAACAGUCAGAGAAGUGAUUGACAACCUGUUUGAGAAGACACACUGCGACUGCAAAGUGGACUGGAGUGUGUGUGAAACCAACCCUGACCUACAGACCGAACGAGGUUUUGAGGACCAUGAAAACCUGGUGGAACCUCUGUCUACAUGGCAGAGAGACAGUGAAAACAAAGUGAUUUUUCAGGAGAAAAAUGACAAGUAUGAAGUCUUCAGAAACCCUCAGGUUUUUUAUUUAUGGAAAAAGGAUAAGAAAUCUCUUAAGGACAUGAAAGAAAAAGAUAAAGAGCAACUGCUGGAGGAGAACUUCUGUGGGCCCUCUGUCAUUGUGCCUGACCUGGAGGGGGUUCUGUAUCUGAAGGAGGAUGGGAAGAAAUCCUGGAAACAGCGUUACUUCCUGCUGCGGGCCUCUGGAUUGUAUUACUCACCCAAAGGCAAGACCAAGGCAUCACGGGACCUUGUUUGCUUGGUGCAGUUUGACAAUGUAAACGUGUACUACUGCAAAGAAUAUAAAAUUAAAUACAAAGCACCGACAGACCACUGCUUUAUUCUCAAGCAUCCUCAAAUCCAAAAGGAAUCACAAUACAUCAAGUAUCUGUGUUGUGACGACGAGUGGUCCAUGACCCUUUGGGUAACUGGAAUACGUGUCGCAAAGUAUGGUAAGCAGUUGUAUGAUAACUACAAAGCUGCUGUGAGGAAAGCCGCGGGCUCUGCAACCUGGACCACCACCAUCCAGGGAAGCCCAUCCAUCUCCAGUGCAUCAACACCAUCCCCCACACCUAAAGCUAAAGCUGCAAAUGGACACGUUUCUCAGCCCCCAAUGGAGAUCAAGGAUUCAGGCAACCAAACAGCAUUUCCACCACCUCCAGCUUCAAUGGAAAACCUGCCGCCUCCACCCCCAGACCCUGUGUCUCUUCCUCCACCCCCACCUGCUCUUCCCACCACAACCAAAGGCAACAAGUUCCCUCCUCCACCUCAGUUCACACAGUCCUCCUUCCCUCCUCCACCCAUGGAUGACUUGCCUCCUCCACCUCCUCCUCCAGAAGACAUUGAGCUCCCCCCUAACUUUCUGCCUCCUCCACCACCUAGUUUUGUAUCUUGUGGUGGAUCUCUCCCUCCUCCUCCUCCAGACCCUUUGUCCUACCUUCCACCCCCACCUCUCCAAAACUUUGCAUCAGUGGGAGGAGGACCUCCACCUCCACCUCCACCACCGGCUCCUGCAUCAUCUGCUGCCAACCAUCCCACUGGCUCCAUCAGGAAAGUGGCUCCACCUCCACCAAAGAGGACUACAGCACAACUAUCAACGCCCUCUGAUGGCAACUUAAUGUCAGAACUGAUGUUAGCCAUGCAGAAAAAGCGCAGUCAACAAUGAACUUGAAAAUAAUUAUAGCUAAUCAACUUUGCUAAUCGACAAAUCAAGAUUUUUGGUGUGAAACGUUUUGGAUGUGACAUACUUUUCUGUCAUUCAAUAUAUUGUAAUACACCUCUAAACUAAAUAUGUGUAAAUAUGUUAUUUUUCCUUACAUGUCCAGUUAGAUUAUAUACUAAAAAUAUAACAACAUUUCCCAACCAGGCGCUACACAACAAGUUUACAGCAAGGGUUUUUUUGUCUGUCCACAACAAAAGCAAAUAUGAUGCAGCACAGCCCCAGCCAGUCAGAACAUACUGUAAAUCAUGUGUAAUUUGCUUUUAUGUGAUGCAGAAUUGUGUACCAAUGAGAUAACAGAGUGGAUGGGGCUACCUUAGUGUAAAGAUGCAGAAAUAGAAAAUUGCAGCUCUCGUUUGUUGCGGCCAUGUCUGUUUAGGACAAAAACUCAGAUUAACAGCUUUUAUAAAGUGCAAGCUUUUAUCGCUUGUCACUUUGUCGUGUCGUGCCUGGCUACGCUGUAAUAUAAUAAAGAAAAUCAGCACUGGUAAAGAAAUGUCAUGAAAAUAAAUAUCUUGAAUGAAUUGUUUGAUACAGAUUUCUGCUUGCUUUUCUGUUGAGUUUUGUUUUACAGUUGGAUAGACAGAAGAGGAAUAUCUUGGGCUCAAUAUAAGUUGAGCAGAACCUCAUAGGUUUUGAGGCCAUCAAAUAUCGAUAAAAUGUGCGAACCAUUAAGACAGUAUGUUAGCUUCCUCAUCUACCUCAAAGCAAAAUCUUAACAUAAAAAAUAAAUAAACUGUGCUAAGACCUAGACACCCUGGCAACUGUAACAAAACUUGAAAUGUCACUCUACCAGCCAGAGCAUCUUUGACAACUGCAUGAGGAUAAAGAGCCGCAAUUACUAUAUAAAACAUUUGUCAACUGUUUUAUAUAUAUAUAUAGUUGGUGUUGUGCUGGGAGCCGACCGUUUGCUGGAAUCCAUCUCUAAGAUAACAUUACCAUUUGUCCCUGUUGAAUAGCGGAAGAGAAGUCUGGCAUACUGUCUGAGGCAAGGCUCUUCGGAUAAACGUUUGGAUUUUCCCGGCAAAAGCGACUUGCUCCCUUCCCAUAAAACUCAGUCUAAAGACAUUAAUAGGCAACCUGGGAAGUCUGAAAAGGGCUCAUUUUUUAAGUUGUGUUAGAAGCCGUUCACACAUUGGCAAAAAAAAAGGGCAAAUAUUACAUGAAAAUUGUAAUAAAGACAAAUCAGAGUCCCCAUGAAUACGAGGAUGGAGUGGAAGGAAAUAUAAUAGAUGGGGAGAUCAAUAACAUAAACGAUUAAGAACCUAAAAUUUUAACAAAAGAUGGGAAAUUCUUAAAGAAGUAAUUAUAUAUUAUUAAAUUAUGAUGAUUCUUUCUCAUUGACUUUUCUGGUUAAUUGUUUGAAUGGAAAUGUAAUUCGCUAUUAUACACCCUGGAAAGGCAUAAACAACAUUUAUUUAUGACAAAAAUCCUGUCCUUUUAAUCUGUCCUAUGACAGACGGUUUUGGCAUCCGGUCCUGCUUCAAAGACACUUAAUCAUUAAUCUUAAAAUUUUGUCAGUAUAAUUUAGUUUUAACCAUAAUUCAUUGUCAUCAUGUUUUUAGGUGACUUUUAAAAGUGCAUUUUUAUUUUUUAAUAAAUGUAUUAUUAUUAAUAUGUAUAAAUUAUUCUUUCAUUUUAUUUUUAAGUGGCACUCCUAGUCUUAACAUAAAGCCAAUUUGUAUUGCUUUUGGACACUAUUUCUUUAAAAAAUAACUAUUCAUAUUUUUUAUUAAAUAAAUAAAGAGGACAGAUGUCUGCUGCCCUCAUGUGGCUUUGAGAGGAAACGCAA
Xyrauchen texanus (razorback sucker) is the source of this 3898-nucleotide messenger RNA. RefSeq names its product amyloid beta (A4) precursor protein-binding, family B, member 1 interacting protein (gene apbb1ip). Lineage: Eukaryota; Metazoa; Chordata; Actinopteri; Cypriniformes; Catostomidae. Gene Ontology annotation, cellular component: cytosol; plasma membrane. Gene Ontology annotation, biological process: signal transduction. Bases 136 to 2052 code for a protein of 638 amino acids. The record is from RefSeq and is a predicted model, not a curated record. The transcript is spliced from 14 exons.